Merops nubicus (carmine bee-eater) is the source of this 600-nucleotide messenger RNA. RefSeq names its product plexin-A4-like. Gene Ontology annotation, molecular function: semaphorin receptor activity. Gene Ontology annotation, cellular component: semaphorin receptor complex. Gene Ontology annotation, biological process: positive regulation of axonogenesis; semaphorin-plexin signaling pathway involved in axon guidance; negative regulation of cell adhesion. The annotation marks the transcript as partial. The record is from RefSeq and is a predicted model, not a curated record. Lineage: Eukaryota; Metazoa; Chordata; Aves; Coraciiformes; Meropidae. The transcript is spliced from 3 exons.
AUGGGGUACCAAAGUUCAACACCAUCUUGGUAUCUCACACUCAUCUUUCCUUCUUUCCCCCCACAGGGCACCCUCCAGAAAUUUGUAGAUGACCUCUUUGAGACCAUCUUCAGCACUGCUCACCGUGGCAGUGCCCUUCCCCUGGCUAUCAAGUACAUGUUUGACUUCCUGGAUGAGCAGGCUGACAAGCACAACAUCCAUGACCCCCACGUGCGGCACACCUGGAAGAGCAACUGCCUGCCAUUAAGAUUCUGGGUGAACAUGAUCAAGAACCCCCAGUUUGUCUUCGACAUCCACAAGAACAGCAUCACAGAUGCCUGCCUCUCUGUAGUGGCUCAGACUUUCAUGGACUCCUGCUCGACCUCAGAGCACCGUCUGGGCAAAGACUCACCCUCCAACAAGCUCCUUUAUGCCAAGGACAUCCCCAGCUACAAGAACUGGGUGGAAAGGUACUACUCAGACAUUGCCAAAAUGCCAGCAAUCAGUGACCAGGACAUGAAUGCAUACUUGGCUGAGCAGUCUCGCAUGCAUAUGAACGAGUUCAACACUAUGAGUGCUCUCUCAGAGAUAUACUCCUACGUUGGCAAGUACAGCGAGGAG